AUGCCCAGUGGGGCUCCGUUGCUUCGGGCCCCGCACUUCACGUACGACACCCCAGCCACGUUCACACGUGCGGCGCUACCAACGUACAAUGAGGUUUCCGUUGCCGACCGUGUCGUCAAGGUGUGUGCAUGGACAGACAACUCCGCCGACUUCGUCUACGGCGACGGCACAGUGCUCUCCUUUUGCGACGAGAUGCAGACGUUUGUUGCUAUCACAUCCGCCACAAACACCGUGCUAAAGCCUUGUGGCUCUAGUGGUCAUACAAAUAGCGAUAAUGCAGAUAGCAACGAGGGUGACUACUUUUUUACAUCCCUCACGCUUUCCAAGUAUGAGAAUAAAGUCAAGGAGGCCCUCCACAUCUACAACUACUACUCCCCUCGGCCUCGCAUCAUAGCCGGCCUCACAGCAGUCCCGUGUGAAGUGUGGCGUCAGCAUAGUCCAAUCGAUUCGCUCGUUAUUGCAGAAGACCGCAGCCUUUUUGAGCGCCAUGGAUUGCGUGCCACGUUGUGGUGUGCGUUGCGCCGCAUCUCCCUGUCACUUCACGGCGGGCGGGCGACCUUUUCCGUGCGCUGGCCCGCACCAGCGGUAGAGCGCAACGGUGCACGCUCUAUCUUUGUUCGCCCCGUGGACGAGAACGGCUACGUGACAGGAACACUUGAGAGCCUGCGUGCUUUUCAUUACGUCUGGGUGGAGCAGACGUUCCCCGUGCUGGACCCACCGGAAGAAUGGGCGGAAAUGUUGGCGGUUGCAGUGCGGCUCGACGCGGAGAUCCCACUAAACGGCGCCGUUGGGUCUGAUAGCAUCGUCUCUGCUACACAGAAGCAGGACGGAGAGGAGCGUCCCACGUUGUAUCGCACGACGCCUCGCACUGCGCAGGAUCGACAGCCCUGUCGGUUUUCAAAAAUAAAGCGGGAACACGUCCACGCUCUCAUCGCCACUUCGCAGAUGCAGAAUGCAACCUGUAAUCGUCUUAUACGAGACCCAAGUGAGCGUGUUGUGUGGCGCUACGACGCAGAUCCCAUGGGACGAGUGCCGCACGCUGUCUAUUGGGGUUUGCACCCAGAUAGGAUAGACACAGUCUCUCAUCUACCAUCACCGGGUAACUCCAAGAGCAACAACAGUAGUAAUGCUGAUGCCAUUCUAGGAUGUUGUAUACCUCGUUGCACGAUUGGCUCUGUGCUGGCGAUGGUGCGCGAGGACGAGAGUGUCGUUGUUGCCGCGCCGCAGUGCAACAGUUACGUCAUUCACCACUUGCGCCGCGAUGGGACGCACAACGCGUACCACCAGGGCCCUGACGGUGAGCUUGGCCUCCCACCAGUCAUUCCCCAGCGCCCACAUGACAAGAAUGCUGGUGAGGAUGAACAACGCGAUGGUGGCUGCAACGAGACGACCUCCACUGAAGGUGAAUUGUCAUCAAUGACGGCGCGUGAGCGCACGGAUGGAAUGGUCACCUCCCGAAUUGGCGCCACCUCAUCACUGUACAUUAGCGGCGUCCUUGAAGAAGCGCCGUUCUCUGCUCUCCACCGUGGUCGCUAUCUCCCAGACGUGGGUGCCUCGUGCAUUCAACUUUCCCAGCUGAAUCUCGCAUCCCUGCGCGCACAGCAGCAAGAAGCGCUCGGUGGUAUUGCAACUGUUGCGGCAGGCGUUCAGACAAUUGGUGUACCGGGUCUUGGUGGUGGUGAAUCGUCUCUUGGCGUUCCUGGAGAAGGGGCAUCAGUAACAGUAGAAGUUGCAGCCACAGCAGCGGCUGCGGUGGACCGAACUCGGAUGCGUAUUGUUUCGAAUGAUCCCGCCCUCGCAGUGGCGGCAGCGGAGGGGAAUGUGGUGUACUUGACAAGCGCCAUCAACGGAGUUGGGACCUUUGCGGCACUGACGAACGGUACUAUACGAUGCCACUUUGACGACCGCACAAUUCUGUUCCUCAUCCCUGCAGCCGAUGAUAGAGAGGAGAACUUAGUGGCCACAUGCCUCUUCCGCGACGCCACACAGUGCUCAAUGCGGCUGGUGAAGUGCCUCCCACAUCACCCAAUGUACCGCUACGUUGCCCACGCACUGCAGUUCCGCCGCUUCGCUCGCCUUUCCCCAGAGGCGCGGACCGCUGUUGUGGAGGACACUGCCGCGCUGAAGCUGCAGUUGCUCGAAGACACGGAGUGGCGCCGCGAGAGCGAGGCCGAGCGAGAGCUGCAUCAAUUGCUGAGUCGCACAGAAGCCCUUCUCUCAGGCAAUGACGAGCUUGGGCGCGUGAAUCGGUCUCUACUCCACAACGGGAAUGAUGACCCCUCUGCCUAUUUUUCUGGAAACCCCUAA
Molecule: messenger RNA, 2307 nt
Organism: Trypanosoma grayi
Lineage: Eukaryota; Euglenozoa; Kinetoplastea; Trypanosomatida; Trypanosomatidae
Exons: 1
Coding region: 1-2307 (768 amino acids)
Source: RefSeq, a predicted model, not a curated record